GCGGCAACCGGCGGAAGCCUCGUCUCGUCGCCGCGAUGCACCGGCUUCCUCUGGCCACACGGCCGCCGCCGGCGCACCGCACCUCGUCCCUUCUCUCCGUUCCUCAAAGGAGGAGGUUAGUGUGCUGCUGCAGCCUCAACUCUCUCGCCGAUGCCGCGAGACGGUGCGCGGCCGCGCCGCUCUUGGCCGCGUCGCUCCUCCUCGGCGCCGCCGCCGCCUCUCCUGGCAUCCCCGCCGCUACUCCACCAGCGAUUGCCCAACCCGGAGGAGGCGCGGCGCUGUUCCGGAAGGCGUGCAUCGGCUGCCACGACACGGGAGGGAACAUCCUGCAGCCAGGAGCCACCCUCUUCAUGAAGGAUCUCGAGAGGAAUGGAGUUGCCACGGAGGAAGAGAUAUACAACAUCACGUAUUACGGGAAGGGGAGGAUGCCGGGCUAUGGAGAGAAAUGCACCUCGAGAGGGCAGUGCACCUUCGGGCCCCGGCUACCCGAGGAUGACAUCAAGAUGCUAGCCGCGUUCGUCAAAUCGCAAGCCGAGAACGGGUGGCCAAAGAUCGAAGCCGACAUGGAGUGAUCCAACUGAAAAAAACAAACGAGGAGACAAGGCGCUGCUACCUGCUAGCUCGAUCACCUGUGCGUUUCCUCGGCUGCUGAGAGAGCCGAGGCAGAAUCUGCCAUUUGGAUGGAUUAUUGAUAACUUUUCUAACCAACGUUUGCCUUUUUGUUUUUAGGAACUUUGCCUAUUUUAAUUAAUUAACUGUUGUUAGCAAUUGCAGGUUGUGACAUUUUAAUUUAAAAGAUGGUGUGGAUUUAGCACUAAAAUAAUGUUAAUCUUUGCAUUAUUUGCAAUACCAGGUCCAGCAAAACAUUUACUCCCACUACUUUUAAUAUAAGGAAUUAUAAC
This is a messenger RNA of Brachypodium distachyon (stiff brome), 902 nucleotides long. Its product is annotated as cytochrome c6, chloroplastic. Gene Ontology annotation, molecular function: heme binding; electron transfer activity; iron ion binding. The coding region runs from base 36 to 572 and encodes 178 amino acids. The record is from RefSeq and is a predicted model, not a curated record. The transcript has 5 exons. Lineage: Eukaryota; Viridiplantae; Streptophyta; Magnoliopsida; Poales; Poaceae.